AGGCAGCAGAGCACACAACCUCACGCACUGAGAAAAAGAGAGAGUUUAUUGAACAACAAUGGCUAAGAAACUACUACAACAACAACAACAACUAGUUGCAGCAGGAGCAUGGGGAUCAAUCAGAAGCAGUUUUCAUUCAUUUAUUGCCCUGUUUGUUGCCUUCUUAUUCAUAGCUUUGGUUUUUCUAAGCCAAAACAACAUGCAGUUCAUGAUAGAAGAUAGGAUAAGUUCAAGUAAAAAUCUUGACUUGUUGUCAAAUAAGUGUAAUUUGUUUUCAGGCAAAUGGGUGUUUGACAACAAAUCGUACCCCUUAUACAAAGAGAAGGAGUGCACUUUCAUGUCAGAUCAGUUGGCUUGUGGGAAAUUUGGAAGGAAGGACCUGAGCUACCAGUUUUGGAGGUGGCAACCUCACCAAUGUGACCUCCCCAGGUUCAAUGCCACAGCAUUGCUGGAGAGGCUGAGAAACAAGAGGCUUGUAUUUGUUGGAGACUCUUUAAAUAGAGGGCAAUGGGUAUCAAUGGUCUGCCUGAUUGACACAUCAAUUCCUGAUCCUUCUCUCAAAUCCAUGCACUACAAUGGCUCAUUGAUCACCUUCAAGGCCAUUAAAUACAAUGCGUCAAUAGAGUUUUACUGGGCUCCAUUGCUGGUGGAAUCAAACUCUGAUGAUUCUGUGAACCACCGGUUACCGGAUCGGAUAGUUAGAGUUCAGGCCAUUGAAAAGCAUGCGAGACAUUGGAGUGAUGCAGACGUUUUAGUUUUCAAUUCCUACCUUUGGUGGAGAAGAUCCAAAAUGGAAGUCUUGUGGGGAUCAUUCGAAAGCUCUGAUGGUAUUCACAAAGAAGUGGCAAUGCCUCGUGUUUAUGAGAUGGCCUUAAGAACUUGGUCAGAUUGGUUAGAAGUUCACAUCAAUCGAGCCAAGACCCAAUUGUUCUUUGUUAGCAUGUCACCAACUCACCAAAGUGCUGAAGAAUGGGGUGGAGCCGAAGAUGGAAAUUGUUACAGUGAGACAGAACCAGUAAUGAAAGAGGGAUAUUCAGGAGGAGACACAGGGUCAGAAAUAAUGCCGUUAGUUAAAUCAGUGCUAGAUGGUCUAAACAGAAGAGGGUUAAAUGUACAAUUACUCAAUAUUACACAGCUUUCAGAGUACAGAAAAGAGGGACAUCCAUCGGUUUACAGGAAGCAAUGGGAACCUUUAACUGAAAAUCAAAUAUCGAAUCCAAGUAGUUAUGCAGAUUGCAUACAUUGGUGUCUUCCUGGAGUACCCGAUGUGUGGAAUGAGUUACUUUAUGCUUACCUUGUUCGUGAGUAAAAGUUGGGGAUACAAAUAAAAAGUCACUGAGAUUUGAAUCUGUAAAUGUUUGAUUCAAAUCUGGAAGUGAUUUGAUGUAGAUGAAAAUGUAACAAAAUUUAAGAAAUAGACCCCUCAACAAGAUACAAGGGUUUUUAAGAAAAAAGAACAAAAGAUUGAAGCUUGCCAUUAUCAUUUAUACAUUUAUAUGGCUGCACCAAUU
Molecule: messenger RNA, 1511 nt
Organism: Pistacia vera
Lineage: Eukaryota; Viridiplantae; Streptophyta; Magnoliopsida; Sapindales; Anacardiaceae
Product: protein trichome birefringence-like 34
Exons: 5
Coding region: 59-1309 (416 amino acids)
Cellular component (GO): Golgi apparatus
Molecular function (GO): O-acetyltransferase activity
Source: RefSeq, a predicted model, not a curated record